Molecule: messenger RNA, 2412 nt
Organism: Solanum tuberosum (potato)
Lineage: Eukaryota; Viridiplantae; Streptophyta; Magnoliopsida; Solanales; Solanaceae
Product: chitinase domain-containing protein 1
Exons: 11
Coding region: 93-1421 (442 amino acids)
Biological process (GO): carbohydrate metabolic process
Cellular component (GO): endomembrane system
Molecular function (GO): chitin binding; oligosaccharide binding
Source: RefSeq, a predicted model, not a curated record
UUUAAUCCGUCCAUAUCUGUUUCUUUCUCAAUUGUUUGAAACGGAAAAACAUCCUGGUAAAAUUGCAGCUGCAGUUUGUACCGAUCAUAAAAAUGGCGGCUAAGAAGCGAAGCAGCCGAAUUAGUUCCAGCUCGAGCUCCAGCUCAAGCCACCGAUCCGAAGCAUUCAAGCCUUCAUCGCCCGACUCAGUAAAAUCUCAGACGAAUCGCCAUCGUUGGCUCAUCACCAUCUUCUUCACUCUGUUCUUCAUAAUUUCAUUACUAAUUUACUGUCAAAGAUACUACUACUACUACACUGCUACCACUGUUGUUGUUGAUGUUGAGAAGCCCUAUGUUUACCAGCGUGGACUUGUUAAAGUCGAUUCGACUUACUGUGAAGUAAUCGAUGAGAAUUUGAAUGUUUCGGAAAAUAUUAGUCAGAGGCAUUUUGGGAAUCCUGUUCUGGCCUAUAUUACUCCGUGGAAUUCAAAAGGCUAUGAUGUGGCAAAGAAGUUCAGUUCUAAAAUUACGCAUUUGUCACCUGUUUGGUAUGAACUGAAGAAUGAAGGAAGUAAAUUAGUUCUGCAUGGAAGACAUAAUGCUGAUAGAGGAUGGAUUUCAGACAUUCGAAUGAAAGGAAAUGCUCUGAUUUUACCUAGAGUUGUCCUGGAGGCGAUUCCUCUGGACUUGCUUAAGAAGAAGAAGCUUAGAGAGAAAGCAAUCAACCUUAUCAUAAUGGAGUGCAAGGAAAUGGAGUAUGAUGGUAUUGUACUUGAGUCCUGGUCAAGAUGGGUAGCUUAUGGCAUCUUGCAUAAUUCAGAUAUGAGAAAUCUGGCAUUGCAAUUUAUAAAGCAACUUGGAGAAGCUAUGCAUUCUGUGCACUUAGAAAGGAAUGGCAAGACAAAUCUGCAGUUAGUUUAUGUGAUAGGCCCACCGCGUACAGAUAAGCUGCAGGAGCAUGACUUUGGACCAGAAGAUUUACAAGCCCUUUAUGAUGCUGUAGAUGGUUUCUCUCUCAUGACUUAUGACCAUUCAAGUCCUUAUAAUCCGGGUCCCAAUGCACCUCUGAAGUGGAUACGCUCUACGUUGCAUCUUCUUGUGGGUGCUGGCAGCAAAAGUAGGAGAUUGGGUGAAAAAAUCUUUGUCGGGAUCAACUUCUAUGGCAACGAUUUUGUCAUGUCCGGAGGUUUAGGUGGGGGACCUAUCAUAGCACAUGAGUAUCUCUCUUUGCUGGAGCAGCACAAGCCUUUAUUUCAGUGGGAGGGGAAUAGCGCUGAACAUUUCUUCUUGUACUCUGACAAUCAGCAUGUCCAGCAUGCUGUAUUCUACCCAACGCUCAUGUCACUUGCAAUGCGACUUGAGGAAGCUUGUUCAUGGGGCGCAGGCAUAUCAAUUUGGGAAAUUGGUCAAGAUCUGUUUAUUGCUGGCUAUAGCUUUGUUUGAGCAUAGUCAGCCAGUUUCGUGACUUUGCAUAGCUGCGAAAAAAAAUGGGAGAAAACAAUUUUUGGGAGAGAGAAGUAGUGAUUACUGAGCUAACCAAGGGGAAGGAAUUGAUGUUGCAACUGCAAAAACACUUUGAUCCCAUGAAACAGGACGUUUACCGGUAUUUGGCUGCGGAAAUACUUUCUUCCUAUGAUAAAGCUAUGUCCCUCUUAAAUGGCACAGCUUUAUCAGGUAUGAUGAGCAAAAGUAAAGAGAUCAUUAAUCCAUCACCAUCUUCAUCAACUGCUUCCCAGCUGGAAUCUCAUCAACUUCUGGCUGAUAGUAGCACUAAGAGCUGUGACCGCCCCUCUAAAUCCAGGAAGAGGAAGAUGCUGGCACCAAGGACAGAGUAUGUAGAAGCUCGACACGGAGAAGAGGUUCCACCUGAAGAUGGACUUAAUUGGAGGAAAUAUGGACAGAAACUUAUCUUAGGUGCAAAAUAUCCCAGAGAAUAUUUUCAAUGUGUUUGUCGUCAUUGUGAUGCUACUAAGAUGGUCCAGCGAAUCCAGACAGAGCCAUUAACUUUUGAAGUUACCUAUGGGGAAAGUCACAGUUGUGGUCAAGAAAACAAAAACCGAAAUGAAGAACUACUAGUUGCUGUGGGAACUCAAGUUGGAAGAGCAGCAGGGAAACUAUCUGAAUGUUACAUUCCUGAGAUGGUUACCCCAAAUAAUUCUAAAACGAAAUAUCCAUCUGAUAUUACAUACGAUACUAUCCUACAGUUAUUCUCAGACCAACCAAGUUAUAUUCAUUUAUAAUCAAGUCAAUUUUAUUAACUCAAAGACAAAGUGACCAAAUCUCCAUUUACUGAAAUUGGAGUAGAACUUCUAAAUUAUAGAUGUUUGUACGUCCAUGAAUAUACAAGCUAAAGGUAGAUAUUCUUAAUUGGGAAAAGAAACUUGUAUUCCAAAAAGAGAAACUAUUUACAAGCGGCUACUCCUUUACUUUCACA